AUGCAAUACUCGCCAAUAGAGGAUGACGCGACCGACAGCGACGUGAGCAUUCUCAGCCCUGACGACAUUCGGGACUAUAAUCCGGAUCAGAUUCUGCCGCAGCCCGAAAAGACAAUCAAGAAAAUACGCGCCUGGCUCAAGCCCACUCCCUACGAUGUCGUUGGCGGCGAAUUCCGCAAGCACCUGCUCUCUCACGCGCCCGGCACAGGAGACUGGCUCACCUCGAGCGCCACGUACAAAGAAUGGCUGGAGAGCCAAGAUCACGGGCUCCUCUGGAUAAGGGGAAUACCAGGCUCGGGCAAGUCCGUCAUGGCCGCGAGGCUGGUCGAUGAGCUUGCCAAGCUGAACCCGGGCUGUCCUGUCCUCUACUUCUUCUUCCGUCAGAUCAUCGACGCGAACCAUGAGCCUCAAGCCCUGCUGCGAGACUGGAUGGAUCAGAUUCUAAAUUACAGCCCUCCUCUGCAGAGCCAGCUUCUGAAAUAUGUCAAUGAUAGGCGGACGACAGGGAGCAUCUCCAUGGAGGAUAUGUGGAGAGACCUGAGAACAGCACUGUCCAGCUUGCCGGGGAAUGUGUUUUGUAUUGCCGAUGCCCUCGAUGAAAUGGACCAGGGCAAUGACACGUUUCUCCAGGCCCUUGGGUCACUUGGCCAGUUUAUGCCAGCCAAGGUGAAGGUGUUGAUCACCAGCCGACCCGUUCCAAGCGUCGAGGGUCCGCUCCGGAAAACAUCCGGUCUACACGUUCGGCUGCAAGAGAAUUUGGUUGAUCUUGACAUCUCGAACUACGUUGAUUUAAUGCUGGCCAAAUCAAGCAUACCUGAAGGUGACUGGAAGGUGAUUCGGGAAGCUGUUCCUGGCAGGGCAAACGGCCUAUUUCUCUAUGCCAAGCUCGCCAUGGACGCGUUUCUUGAGCCAGGUGCUGAUAUCAAGUCAGUAAUUGGACAACUGCCAGUUGAUCUGAACGCCUUGUAUACAGAUCUCCUGAAUGAACAUGCAAAGAGAUCCGGCGUUGAUCCUAGAGUCCAGCAUCUGAUCCUCCAGGUAGUCACACAUGCCACUCGACCUCUCCGACUGCUCCAAUUGACAGACCUGGUCAUGGUUGCGAACCCUGACGAGAAUGCCAGGACUGUCAAGGAUACUAAAAGUCUCAUUCGAGCUGCAUGUGGACCGCUGCUUGAGAUCCUCGCUGAUGAGACGGUAUCAGUAAUCCAUCAUUCGUUUACCGAGUAUCUGAAAGGUACAACGCGCGCGCGAGAUUCUUCAGGAUAUCCAGUUCUGUCGAUCGGCACAACUCACGCUCAGCUUGCGCUGGCAUGCCUACAUUAUCUCCAGAGUGGAUGUUUAGAUGAGUCUGAGGAUGCUGAGGAGGAUAACUCUUCCAACGAAAGCACUCAAAGGUUACAAUCAAGACUGAAGUACCCGUUCCUCGAGUACGCGGCGCACAAUUGGUAUCACCAUGCUAGGCAGUCCGACAACGCGGGCCACAGUCAAACUGAGAUCAAUGUCCAAAUUCGCAAUUUCUUGUCACUGGAAGGCAAAAACAGAAACUGGCUUCCUCCCUCGCGGUACGAACUACCGAAGGUCUUGGGGAGUUAUUUGCAUCUGCACGUUCCUGCAGAGACAGGAUUGAUCUCUUACUUUCGAGAAGCUCUGGCCAACGACGUACCUGCGAGUCAAAAGUACAGAGAAUCGGCCCUUCGGAGAGCCGCCGAAUCAGGUCAUGCGAGCAUAGUGCAGGCACUCAUCGCAGCUGGGACAGAGCCAGAUGCAGAUGAUGGCGCUGGGCUGAAGGCCUUGCAUCACGCAGCGGAAAAGAACCACCACGAGGUAGUCAGAGUGCUCCUGGAAGCCGGCGUCAAUCCGUUGACUCCAAAGACCAAGAGUGAACCCUGGACGGGUUGUAUACCGCGGCCAGGCACACGUGGUGACACCCCCCUCAUGUACGCCUGCCGCAACGGGCACAAGGAGACGGUCAAGGUCCUUCUCGAAUUCAUUGAAGAUGGCGAGAUCAAGGACCGUGCCCUCGGCUGGGUUAGCGGCGCAGGGAGAUCGCAGAUUGUGACCACAAUCUUACAAGACCCAGGGAUUGAUAUCAACGCCAAGUCUGAGGGAACCACACCGCUCUGGCGGGCAUGUGCUAGCUCAAAUGCAUCGACAAUAAAGAGCCUUCUCCUCGCAGGCGCAGAUCCAAAUAUUCCUUGUCAGCCGGUGAGCGAUUCGGGAUCCGGCAUCUACCUCAGUGCCAUGGACCGAAUUGCGAGGCCAGAGGAUCCCGGUCGGGAUUCAACACAGGCAUACGUAAUUGCAGCUGCGCACAAAAAGAACCCCAAUGGAGAAGAGCUGUCAUCUGUAGUUUCCCUUUUGAAGCAGGCUGGUGCCAAAUUCCACAAGCGUGACUGGCAAGGACGGACAUUGCUUCAUCUCGCGGUGCAAUCACCAUUCCUGACUGCAGCACUUCUCGAUGUUGGCGUGGAUGCCAACCUCAAGGAUGAGAACGGUGAAACACCUCUUCACAAUGAUGACAUCGAAGUCGAUUGUAUGACGCUCCUUAUCGAAAAGGGACACGCAGAUAUCAAUGCUACGAGGAAUGAUGGGAAAUCGGUUCUAAUGUUGUACCUCUCGUCCUACAAGUCCCGUGCUCAGCAGCAACUUGGUAAGUUGUUUGGAUAUGGCCCAGACUGCGAUGUGGUUGAUAAGGAGGGCAAUGGCCCGCUUCACGUCUUCCUAAACGAUUCAUCUCCAUCCUUGGACACCAUCGAAGAACUACUAAGGGGAGGCGCCGAUGUCAACUUGAGGAAUCACAAAGGACAAACUCCACUCAUUUAUUCACGGUACCCCCCCUCAGAGAAGGUAAUCAGUCGCUUGUUGAAGGCGGGGGCAGAUAUCAAUGCUGUCGACCACAAUGGGGCUACUCUUUUGUUUCGCAGCGUUUCCAGUGAAAGCAAGUACCUGGAGAUGCUCCUAAGUCAAGGCGCUUCAUUCAACACACAAGACUUCAAAGGCCGUUCAUUGUUUCAUGAGUAUGUGAAAUGCCAUGCCUGGCGUGAGAGGACGGAUUCCUUUCCCUAUCUUUUGGGCCAAGGGCUGGAUAUACAUGCCGUCGACAACGAUGGAAAUAAUCUUCUUCACGAGCUUGCUCUCACCGAGGACGCCCAGUCCUCCUAUCACGGCAAAGAAGUGAUUCGUUUCUGGGAACAGCUCGUCGAGAUGGGGGUGGACUCGGACCUGAAGAACUACGCCGGCCGCACACCGCUCCAUCUUUUGUGUGCUGGUCAGUCCAAAAUGGACUAUACUAAGCACAAAGAAAUCACUCUCUUCGACUUUGUACUUCCCCGAGUGAAGAAUGUAGACGUGGCCGACAAUGGCGGAGUUACGCCUUUGCACAUAGCUGCGACUGGUUCAGAGCGAUAUAGCACGAGGCUGAUCGCCGCAGGCGCUGAUCCCUCAAGGCCCACGAAUGAAGGGCUCACCCCUCUUCAUAUUGCAGCCCGUUGCAGAGCAAGUAACAUUGUCGGCCGUCUUCUGGAUGCCCUAAGAGCGAAGGACCGGGUUGAGAACUCUGCGUACUCUAGCGGCCUCGAUAAUGGCAGCGAGCAACCAAGGCCAGUAAUGGGUGUAAAUGAACCACCGUUCGGGAGGGAGACAAGAUCUAUUACUCCGCUGUUCUACGCAUGCCGGUCAGGGACCCCAGAGACAGUACGAUUGCUGCUAGAUGCGGGGGCAACUGUUGAUCUGAGGCAGAUGCUCGACGCUACUCUCCAGUUCGAAGAGGAGUGUGCAUUAUGGCGGACUCCCUGCCAACCUUCAACGUGUGAUGAUGUCCCUGUUAAAUUAGCGUCCCAACUUCGACGCGCGAGAACAUACACAGGGGGGUCGUACUUUUAUCGCUUAAUCCCGGAACAGGUGCCCAGGCUGGACGAGAUUUGGGUCAUGAUUGCGAGCCAUCUUGCCAAUGUUUCUGACACUAUGCAAAGCGCUGUCCAUGAGUGCAUUCUGAAAGCUUCUUUGGCAGGCCAUGACUAUACUGCCUCGAUAUUAUCGGGAGUGCGGCGCAAAUGGCAGAGCGAGACGUUGGAUUUUAAGAUGAUCAAAAUGAUUGAGGAUAAUAACAAUUCUCAAAAACAGGACCAAGCAAAGGCAUUGAAACUUUCUGGCACCGUGACCCCAGGUCGAGCUGAGAAGGGUCAGAUGGAUUACCACCUAUCACGCAGGGAGUAUCAUCUAGUUGAAGAAAUGGCUCAUCUGGGUUGCCUUUUUCUACCAGUGCCUGGCGAAUCCGAUGAGAAUUGUCUCUCUUACUUGGUAGGCAAUGGGUAUUCGUCACUGUUUGAGAAAGUGGCCGAGUCGGUGGCAGCAUCUGUUCUACCGUCAGGGCACUGGCAUGCGUAUGGGAACAAUACAAAGCCCGGGCUAUGGUUCGCGGCCAAGGAUGUUUCGGAAUCCAGGGUUCGAGGCAGCAAUACUGAGCCCCUGAUUGUCACAGCCGUGCAGCGAGGACACCCCAACAUGGUUAUUCUUCAACUGCUGGUCGAGAGGUUCGGCGUUGACAUUAAUGAGUUGCAUUACGACCGGGAUCUCAAGGCGACUAACAGUGCGUUGCAUUCGCUGGCUCAGAGCACCUCGUGGUGGCACACCCAGCAAGCAUUACCGUACCUCAUCAAAGCAGGUGCAGAUUUGAAUAUCCGGAACUAUCUUGGCCAGGCCCCUCUUCAUAUUGCGUUGAAAGAGUCGAACCGAGAGGUUGCCAUCUCGCUUAUUGAGGCGGGCGCGGACGUCAACGCUGCGGACAAAGAGGAUAAAAAUUGUGUUUCAUACACACAAGAAGAUGCUGAGCUCUCGCAGCUACUUCGGGCUCGCGGCGCAAACACAAAUGUCACCGAGAUAUUUGAUGCCAUCGAAGAGUCCAAUGUCGAAGCGCUCAAGAGGAUUCUGUCUAGAAACGAACCAGGAAUCAAUGCAAACUCUCGGCGGGUACGAUCGUCCGACGAGGACGCUGAUCGUCCCCAGCGGAAGAGGAGAAAGAGGAAACCCCGUGAUUAUGACAGUGAAGAAGAAAAAGACAACGUCCUAGAUGAUCAGCUGUUUCCUUUAUACUACGCCGGUGUGAUGCCAACGAACCGCAGUCAAGACGCCGAAAAAAUAGUCAAGGUUCUGCUAGACUUCAACGCAGAUCCGUUCGCGAAGUUUCUGGCCAAAUUUGGUGUGCGAAGAUCAAAAGCGUAUGAUCGUACUUAUGAUACUCCUUCAAUAGAAGUGUCAGAGGAUUUCCGAGAGUGCACAUUGGCGCAUGAGCUAUUCCUUCGUCGUCAUGGGAGGUAUGAUAACUUCGUCCUGCUUCCUGCCUUGGACGUGAAUCAUCGCGAUUGCAAAGGCCGGACCUUGCUUCAUGUUGCCUGUAUUACUUCCAGGGGACCAGACUCUACUAUUAAGAGCGAACAGGGGGAUUAUGCAAGUCUGUUUGAGAGAUUGGUACGCCUUGGAGCUAAUUUGAAAGCUCGAGACAAUCAAGGGAGAAAUGUCUUACACCACAUGUUGCACGAAUGUGAUUCUUGUAACUUCGAAAAGUCAUUCUUGUGUGCUCUUGAGGCAUGCCCUGAGCUUGUUCACCAGGCGGACGAUGAUGGAAGAACACCUCUGCUUGAGGCCGCAAUAUAUGCUGCUGACACGAAGGAGACAAAACCGUUCAACACUCUGCUUGAGGCCGGCGCCGAUUGCUUCACUGUCGACAAGAAUGGAGAAAGCUGCCUACAUAAGCUCGCAGAGAAUCUCCUUACUCAAGGCCUUCGUGACCAUUUCAAGGACCUCGUCAAACGAGGUGUUGAUAUCAAUGGUGUCAACUCAAGCGGUGAGACACCCUUGUUCGCAUUCUCUCGCCGCCCAAGAGGAUUUUCCACCAAGCGGUAUUUCGAAAUGAAAUGGUACGGAGACAGAUAUUUGGAAAAGGAUGCCUUGCCAUUACUGCUGAAACUUGGUGCCGACUUGACUGUUGCGAACAAUAAGGGACAGGGGCUGCUGCAUGCUGCCGCGACUGGUGAUGUUGAUCGGUUCAAGGAGCUCAUGGAUGCUGGGGUGGAUGCAAUGAUGGAGGAUGAAGCCCAGCGAACGGCACUUGAUAUCGCUGCUGCUAGUGAUAAUCAAGAGGUUCUCGCGCUAUUCGAGAGGAAGAGUUAG
Molecule: messenger RNA, 6168 nt
Organism: Clonostachys byssicola
Lineage: Eukaryota; Fungi; Ascomycota; Sordariomycetes; Hypocreales; Bionectriaceae
Source: the annotation of a GenBank genome assembly